UAUGUAAAGCGGCGGAUUAACGGGGCCCGGCCCGGUGCCGGCCGGCCGGCGGCGCGAUGGGAGCAGCGAGCAGCGGCCCCGGCGCGGCCCCGGCGCAGCCCCCCCAGGGCCGCGCCGUGGCGUCGUGGCUGCGGGCGCUGCUGGGCCGCCCGGGGCCGGGGCCGGGGCCGGGGCCGGGGCCGGGACGCGCCCUGGCCGCGCGGGGCCCCGCCGAGGAGCCGCCGGCGCCCGGGUGGCCGCAGCUCGCCUCGCUCUUCCUGCCGGAGUUCCCCGUGCGCCCCUCCGCCCGCCAGCAGCAGCUCAAGAUCCUGGGCUUCGUGGCCAAAGGCUCCUUCGGGACCAUCCUCAAAGUGCUGGACUGCGGGCGGGAGAAGGUCUGCGCCGUGAAGGUCGUGCCCAAGGUGGAGGUGCUGCGCCGUGACACCCUCAAGCAGUGCAAGGAGGAAGUGAGCAUCCAGAGACAGGUCAGGCACCCGUUCGUUCACUGCCUCGGGGACAGCUGGCAGGGCCAGCGCCACCUCUUCAUUAUGUGCACCUACUGCAGCACCGGAGACCUGCACGCGCGGUGGCUGGCCGCCGGGUGCUUUGCCGAGGCCACCGUCCGCCUCUUCGCCGCCGAGCUGGUGCUGGUGCUGGUUUAUCUCCACGACCUGGGCAUCGUGCACAGAGACGUGAAGAUGGAGAACAUCCUCCUGGACGAGCGAGGGCACCUCAAGCUCGCCGACUUCGGGCUCUCGCGGCACCUGCGGCGGGGCGAGCGGGCGCGCACCAUCUGCGGCACCCUGCACUACAUGGCCCCCGAGGUGCUGAGCGGGGGGCCCUACGGCCACGCCGCUGACUGGUGGUCCCUGGGCAUCCUGCUCUUCGCCCUGGCCAGCGGGAAGUUCCCGGUGGCACCGGCGCCGGACCAUGUGGCCAUGCUGGAGCGCGUCAACCACAGCACCUACGAGAGCCCCGGCGCCCUCAGCCCGGAGCUGGCCCGGCUGCUCGCAGAGCUGCUGUGCCGAAACCCGCUGCGGCGCCUGCGCUACCUCCACCACUUCCAGGGCCACCCCUUCUUCCGGGGGGUGGCCUUUGACGCCGAGCUGCUGCAGAAGGACCCCGUGGACGCGGCCGUGGCCCCGCGGCCGGCGGAGGAGCCCCUGCCCGAGGCCGCCGUCACCUUCGACGACUUCGACUGCGACCUCGCCGCCCCCCCGGGCCGGCCCUGGCCCGGCUGAGCCCGCACCCUGCCAGCCCGAGGCCGUGCCCGGCGCCCGGGCCCCCUUCGACAUCACUCAGGGAGAACCCCUUCUCUGGCACCGGGUCGGAGGCCGCCGUGCCGGUGCCCCCUUCCCCACCAACGCCGUACCUCUCCGCGCGCUCGGCGGGAGCAAUAAACCAGAGACCCCCGGGCAUCGCCGCUGCCCCCAAGUUGCCUCGGCCCUGUACCGGUUCAGGGGCGAGAGCGGGAUGCUCCAGAGCGGGAUGCUCCAGAGCGGGAUGCUCCAGACCAGGAUGCUCCGUCUCC
Messenger RNA from Dromaius novaehollandiae (emu), 1510 nucleotides. It is a transcript of the gene RSKR, whose product is annotated as ribosomal protein S6 kinase related. Gene Ontology annotation, molecular function: ATP binding; protein serine/threonine kinase activity. Bases 57 to 1220 code for a protein of 387 amino acids. Gene Ontology annotation, biological process: protein phosphorylation. The transcript is spliced from 12 exons. The record is from RefSeq and is a predicted model, not a curated record. Lineage: Eukaryota; Metazoa; Chordata; Aves; Casuariiformes; Dromaiidae.